UUCAAAUUACAGGAACUGUUUUCAAAGCCCCAGUUUUUUGUGGAUUCGAUCAGCCGCACGGAUAUUCGCCAAGGUCGGCUCGGUGAUUGCUGGUUCCUGGCAGCUAUGUCCUCACUGACCCUCGAUGAGAAGCUCUUCACUUAUGCAGUUCCCACUGAGCAGAGUUUUCAGCAGCCGUAUGCUGGGAUCUUCCACUUCCGGUUCUGGCAGUACGGAAAAUGGGUGGAGGUCGUAGUGGAUGAUCAACUCCCAGUGAAGAACCGGAGACUAAUCUUCACCUCAUCGUCCUCACGGAAUGAACUCUGGAGUGCCCUUCUAGAGAAGGCCUAUGCCAAGCUGUAUGGUUCCUAUUCCAGUUUAAUCAGCGGCAAUGUGUCAGAGGCAAUGGAAGACUUCACCGGAGGAAUUGCUGUCUCUUUCAAAAUGAGCUCCAUAACCCCAGAUGAGCUGUGGAUGUUGAUUAAGCGAGCUCUCACCAAGCAGUCACUGGCAUCCUGCAGCAUCGAGGCUGCCAACCAGGAGGAUGUGGAGAAGGACCAUGGCCUGGGUCUAAUGAAGGCACAUUCGUACGCAAUCACAGGUGCAGACACGGUGAAGUAUGAUGGCUCCUCAAUAAGACUCUUCCGUUUGCGCAAUCCUUGGGGUCACAAGGAGUACAAUGGUCCAUGGAGUGACAGAUCCCAGUUGUGGAAUGCAGUUAGUGAGAAUGAGAAGACCAAACUGAAGUUGAUGAUUAAGGAAGAUGGGGAAUUCUGGAUGCCAGCCAAAAUUCUUGCUGAGAACUUCACCCAGAUUGAGCUGUGUAAUCUACAACCCCUCUGCCUACACAGCACCAACUGUCUCUGGACCAUUACUUCUCACGAAGGGAAGUGGGUGGCAGGAAUUAGUGCUGGCGGAUGCACUAAUGAAGACACAUUCUCGACAAACCCUCAGUACAGAUUGAGACUAUUCGAGAAGGACGACGAUCCGCAUGAUGAGGAGCUUACCUGUACAAUUGCUGUCGAACUUCUGCAGAAAUAUGGUCGCAAGAAAGAUAAGAUCAAUUUCUACUACAUUGGAUUCUACAUCUACGCAGUCCCUCAACGGUUUCAGAAUCAGCACUCCCGUUUUGGCAGAAAGUUCUUCCGUAAAUACCGACCGGUGUCUGACUCGGGCAAUUACAUCAACAGCCGUUCAGUGGCGAGGCGGCUGCAGCUCCCUCCUGGCGAGUAUGUCAUUCUGCCCACUACCUUCAGUAAGAACAAGGAGGGGGAGUUCUUUCUGCGGAUCUUUGCAAAGAAGAACAACGUUUCCAGGGAGAACAGCACCACCACUUCUGCCUUUAACCCAGAGGUCAACUGGACAGAGGUUGAUGUUGACAACAAGAGUGCACUGAACGUGCUGAAAGAUGCUGUAAGUGAGACUGACACCUUAAGUGCCUCAGAGUUCAUGGAGCUCUUCAAUUCAGCCAGUUCUGAUACAUAUCACCUAAGCCUGGAGACCUGCUGCAGUUUGGUGUUUGCAGUUAAUUCCCCUGGUCAACAUGGCUGCCUCAGCCCUCAGGAAGUCAAACUCAUGGUGAUGCACGUGCAGAAACUGCAGGGUAUAUUUGACCAGUUUGUGGACCGUGAAACUGGUCUGAUGAAUUCCCACGACCUUCGCCCUGCAUUGUCUGACGCAGGGUUUGAAUUGGAUUCGAAGGUUCACCAUGAACUUUGGAUGCGUCACAGAACCAGCACCAACAAAAUCUGCUUCAGUCACUUUGUCAGCUGUGUGGCCAAGCUGCAAAAGCUCUUUGCUAUAUAUGAGAGACUGAAGGACCCACAGCCGAAAGCAAUUCAUCAGUGGCUCUUGCUCUUUAUUGGCAUCUAAUGUUUGCUGAGAUUUGCUGGGUUCGGAUUGCCUUCAGCAAGCAUGGCAAAUCAUCAGACGCAGAUAUGAGAUCUCCUGAGUGUUUACAUGGGAGUCCAGUCUUUGCUUAACUCUGCUUUCAACUUCAUUUAAUCAUGAAAAAUGCUGCUCAGGUACAGUCAAAUAUCACCGUCUGCAAGAUGCACUGGAUCUGAACCCUUCACAUUCUGGGUUGCAACUCGUCAGACAUCGACAAACCUUGAGUACCCU
Messenger RNA from Chiloscyllium plagiosum (whitespotted bambooshark), 2100 nucleotides. The record is from RefSeq and is a predicted model, not a curated record. NCBI's taxonomy places the organism in Eukaryota, Metazoa, Chordata, Chondrichthyes, Orectolobiformes, Hemiscylliidae.